Solanum lycopersicum (tomato) is the source of this 501-nucleotide messenger RNA. It is a transcript of the gene MTA, whose product is annotated as metallothionein II-like protein. Gene Ontology annotation, molecular function: metal ion binding. Lineage: Eukaryota; Viridiplantae; Streptophyta; Magnoliopsida; Solanales; Solanaceae. The record is from RefSeq and is marked validated.
AUCAUAACUACAAUAAAAACUUUUUUUUACUCACUAAAUUUCCUUUAUAUCUCAAACAACAAAUUAAUUAAAAAAAAACAUGUCUUGCUGUGGAGGAAGUUGUGGUUGUGGAUCUGGCUGCAAGUGUGGCAGUGGCUGUGGAGGAUGUGGUAUGUACCCGGAUAUGGAGAAGUCCACUACCUUUACCAUCAUUGAAGGUGUUGCACCUAUCAACAAUUAUGGAAAUGUUGAGGAGAAAGCAGCUGGAGAAGGAUGCAAAUGUGGAUCAAACUGCACUUGUGACCCUUGCAAUUGCUAAGUUGAUAUAUUCCAUGUGUGUCUCUAUUAAAAUUUAAAACUAUGCUUUUAUAAUUUUCUGUAAUAAUAAUGAUAAGACUACGUGUCUUUCUCUAAUUGGUAUAUUUCUGGAGUGUGAUUUGAGGUUGUAACAAAAAUGCAUUAUUUAUCACAUCAUCUAUAUAUACCAUUUAAGUUUGUUUAAUUUGUAGUUGUUUCUGAAAU